Molecule: messenger RNA, 2085 nt
Organism: Drosophila grimshawi
Lineage: Eukaryota; Metazoa; Arthropoda; Insecta; Diptera; Drosophilidae
Exons: 5
Coding region: 748-1302 (184 amino acids)
Source: RefSeq, a predicted model, not a curated record
GCCAUCGGCACAGUUUGCAGAUCAUUCAUCCCGAAACGAAAAAGAAUAUUCUCGGAGAGCUGGAUAAGUCAAUGGGUUUAACAUGAGCACCUGCCGUAAUGGCUUAAUCUCACGGUGCCGAGCACUGGAAUUAAUUUAAGCGUCAAUUACCGCCCCAUUGGAUCAAAUAUUCCGCAGGUACCAAUUUGAAGUCAUUUCUGUUUGGUCGUGAACUUCCACCUAGGUUUGGAGUGCCGCCUAUCUAAAACAACUUCCGAUCUAUGGGUCACGGCACCCUGUUGUAACAUACGCAACAUCAUGCCGAGUCUAAACCUCUACCCGCAUUUGGGUGUCAAACCAUAGCCACCACGAUACUCCCCGAAGGGCCGCAACCAAAAACCAGGACGGAACUGAGUUCCGCGGGCUCCUGAUUACCAGUGGUACCGGAAACAAGCCUCCGGUCAGGCCUCGUACCCGUAGGGUACUCCCAAUUUAAACUCCAAACAGUUAGGGGUUGGUGGCCCCGGUGUUAUCGAUAUAUAGAGCAGGAGCAACAAGCAGGCGCUGUUGUUGGAACAACUGUAACUACGACAACAGCCGCCGUUGUCCAACCAAACCCAGAUGUCCCAAUCUGCAUUUCCCAGCCAGAUGCUGCUGGCAUCUGCCUAACGAAUAACAUGCUAACUCAAGGCCCGGACUCAAGAGCCAGUGCCCAGUUCAAAUUAGUUGUAUCGAGAUCAAAUUCCCGCUCACCGGCCAGAUAUUAUAAUGGGUCAGACCCCAGUGGUCUCAGCGAUGUCGGAUGCCCCAUCUGUAGAAAUAUUGCCGACGCCCCAAAAGACCAAGAGUAAAAAAAUCCCUAUAGUCUCUCCAAAAGAUAUCUCUGAUUCAUCUACAGCUUUUUCAUCUGUCAAAUUGGAUGAUGCAGAAGCAGCGAAAACAAACGUUAAAGCGACUGUCGAGAUUAAUCAACAGAUACAAACGGACUCUGUGCUACAGCAAAAGAAUCAGUUAAACUUGGCACAUCCACAAGCGAUACAGCUACAGUCACAGAUACACAUAGAUCAGCAACAUUCUCAGUACCUGGCGCAUGUGGCAACUCCAACGUCUGAAUUUGAGCACGCUGUGGAUGACGCUUCUGUGUCAUCGUCGCAGAGCGAACUAUUCACAAAUUGUCCACUGCCUAAUAUCGAGGCUAAGCCAGAGACAACCGUAGAUAUUGCAAGGGUGGCAACAGCAGCCCAAACCCAAGCCAAUAUAGAAGUCUCAUCUGAAGGCGAAUCGACUGUCAUGCAAAUAGUGGAUCAAAGCAGCAAAAUUUAGGCAUCAGAGUCACCUGCUGCUGUUGCACUUACACCAACAGCACAUAGCACACACGAGAGCACCCCAGAUGAGACUGAUCAAGCCGGGAAUACACAAUUCAAUGAAGCGCCUAUAAGGGCCAAUGAUAAUGUUGAUAUCGGAGUAGACACAUCCAAGAACAGUAAACAACUACAAAUAACACAAUGGAACAGAACAGGAAAAAGAACAAGGGCUGGAGCUGGAGCUGGAGCUUAAGGAAUCAGUGGGAGAUGGAAAGGAGCCUAGAUCAAAGACAGUUGAACAAUAAACUGCCGCCUCACCACCAACUGCUGCCAUAGAAACGGAUCCGAUCUCAUCGCUGAUCAAUUACAACGAAGCAAAAGCAUCCCGCGUGCAGCCCGAGGUGAAGAACGUGGCGAUCUUGCCACAUCCGAAUCUGAUGCCAACAUUUAUGCGCAACAUCAACAACAAUAACAAUAAGCGUGUCCAGUCGAUGGUGGGCAUGAUUGAUAGUAAUCGCAACAGUGAUGCGUCCAGCAAUUUCGUGGGCAAACAGGUGUCCAUGUCCGGGGUGCAGGGCAGCGGCCGUAGCAGCAUGAAGGGCAUGAUCCAUUUGAAUCUAUCGCUAAUUUAAUUUAAUCCAUUUUUAGUUAAAUUAUAUAAAGUAAAUAUAAAACUGUGUUGCUCAUUUUUACAUUUAAUUUUAAAUUGAUUUAAUUUAAUCAAUUUUGCACUUUUUGUAUUACUUGUGUCAUCUGACUUUAUUUGUCAUAAUUAAAUAUGUAAAUAAAUAUAUUUAUAGUA